CGGCAACUUGGCCUGUGGCUCGGAUCGUCACACCGUCGUUUUUCGGACGACUGUCUGGUGGCUGGGGGAUGGGGUCUGAUGCAGAGGAGGAGAGGGAAAAUGCCGAAGCGGGGAGGACUCGGACCAGGCUGCCAGUGGGAGGAGGCUGCCGGAGGAGCCGAGUGGCAGUCACGUGCUGCUGCUGUAUCAGCUAGUCCCUGAGGUGAGGUCCUGGGCCCCGCUGCCGGCAGACACCGGCGCUCCCUCGCUUCGCUGGUCCCCGUCGGCCACAGGCCAGGAGAGGUGCCUGUGCGGCUGUGAAACCAGCUCCCAACUGGCGCCUUCUCCUCAGAGCAAUUUGCACCUUCCCGGCUGGCUGCUGUAGAAAUGGAAAAUGCUGAUGUGGUUGUAAGCAGCUGCAGCUCCCAUGAUGAUGAUAAUCUUUACAGCUACAAACAACACCCAUCUGUUUCACAAGAGCUGCUUUUGGAAGACCAGCUUAGAAGGAAACUUAAAUUUUUUUUCAUGAACCCAUGUGAGAAAUUUUGGGCGCGGGGCAGAAAACCUUGGAAACUUGGGAUUCAGCUUCUAAAAAUAGUGAUGGUUACCAUCCAGUUAGUAGUUUUUGGGUUAAGCAAUCAAAUGGUCGUUACCUUCAAGGAGGAGAACACUGUGGCAUUCAAGCACCUCUUCUUGAAAGGAUAUACAGAGAGAAUGGAUGAUACCUAUGCUGUAUACACACAAACAGAUGUCUAUGACCAGAUCUUCUUUGCAAUAAACCAGUACUUACAGCUGCGCCACAUAUCUGUUGGAAAUCAUGCUUAUGAGAGGAGAGGAGCAGAACAAACAGCUAUGGCAAUCUGUCAACAGUUCUACAAGCGAGGCAGCAUCUGUCCUGGAAAUGACACCUUUGAUAUCGACCCCAACAUUGAAACUGAAUGUUUCUAUGUUGAGCCAAUGAUGCCCUUGGAAAACAGAACACUGGGAAAGCACGAGUUCAAUUUCACUCUGGACUUCCAUAGACUUGUAACAGUACAGCUUACCUUUAAACUGAAAGCAGUCAAUCUCCAGACAGUUCGUCACCAUGAACUCCCGGACUGUUAUGACUUUACUUUGACAAUAGUGUUUGAUAACAAAGCACAUAGUGGAAGAAUUAAAAUAAGUCUGGACAAUGAUAUUGCCAUCAGGGAAUGUAAAGACUGGCACGUUUCUGGAUCGAUACAAAAGAAUACUCAUUACAUGAUGAUCUUUGAUGCCUUUGUCAUAUUGACUUGUUUAGCCUCAUUGAUCCUCUGCACACGAUCAGUGGUUAAAGGAUUUCGGCUCCAAAGGGAAUUUGUAAGUUUUUUCCUACAUCAUUAUAAGAAAGAAGUAUCUUUCACUGAUCAAAUGGAAUUUGUCAAUGGGUGGUACAUCCUGAUUAUUGUUAGUGAUGUCUUAACUAUUGUUGGCUCAACACUAAAAAUGGAAAUACAAGCAAAGAGUCUGACAAGUUAUGAUGUCUGUAGUAUUCUCCUAGGAACCUCAACCAUGCUUGUGUGGCUUGGAGUUAUUCGAUACCUAGGUUUCUUUCAGAAGUAUAAUCUGCUUAUUCUGACACUACGGUCAGCAUUGCCCAAUGUCAUUAGAUUCUGCUGUUGUGCUGCUAUGAUCUAUCUGGGCUAUUGUUUCUGUGGCUGGAUUGUACUAGGGCCAUAUCAUGUUAAGUUCCGUUCUCUGAACAUGGUUUCAGAAUGCCUUUUCUCACUUAUAAAUGGAGAUGACAUGUUUGCCACAUUUGCAAAAAUGCAUCAGAAAAGUUACUUGGUUUGGUUAUUUAGUCGGCUUUACCUCUACUCCUUCAUCAGCCUGUUCAUCUAUAUGGUGCUAAGUCUUUUCAUUGCACUGAUCACCGAUACAUAUGAAACAAUUAAGCAUUACCAGCAAGAUGGCUUUCCAGAGACGGAACUCCAUGACUUUAUAUCACAGUGUAACGACCUACCAAACUCAGGCCGGUACAGAUUAGAAGAGGAGAGUCCUGUGUCGAUCUUCUGUUGUUGUAAACGGUCCUAACGAAGAUAUUUACAAGAAUGUGGGAAUGUAUUCUGGAGACCUUUUAAAACCGCACACUAAUCACAAGAACUGGAUAGAAAAAAAAGCUGGAAAAUUCCUGAACUUAAAGCUCAAACUUUCUUUUCUUUAAAAUAAUAUAAACUUGUUACAGAAGUUUGUGAAACUUGGACAUCUAAUUGACCAUUAUCUCUAGUUUAGGUUGUAUUUUUCUAAGCAUAUGGCUCUAAUUGUCUGAUGAUCUAGUUAGAAUUGCACUGGAAUGCAAAGGGCAUUAUGAAACUGGCUGUGCACGGUGAUCUGGCUAGACUAGACUAUUCAACAAUAUUUCUCCAAUAGAUCCAAAAGUUACAGCUGGACAAUGGCAACGUCAAACAAAAACUGGUCCUCAACACUACAGGCUUUAUGUAUGGAGUAGCAUUCAUUUAUUGAGUUACAGCACUACUUACCAAAGGCCUUUAGUUUCUUCAGAUUUUCUAUUUACCUACAGUAAUAGUAAAAAAUCAACCCAAACUGAGUUUCAGGAAAACACAUUAGAUAAACUGCCACUGGAGACAGUGUAGUGGGUUAACGUAAAUGUUCAAAUCUGGCUCAGGGCAUAAACUAAGUGGGCAUUUGUGCAAACAAGCCAUACCACCUGACAUGACCGGCAGUCUCGUCUCAGAGAGGCCAGAGUAUAUAGCCAGGGAUAGGUAGGUCAGGUUGAAGUGUGGUGGCAGAGAUGAGUGGGGGAACCUUACAUAGCUUACUACACACACCACUGGGUAGGACCAGGCAUGUAGCCUUUCAUGUCUCUUAACAGAAUGCUGACAUACAUUUUUAAAGAAUAAAGGUGAGGUAAGGGAGAAAAUAAACAUAACAGCAACAAAAGUACUUCCAAAAUAUUCAUUUUCAUUUAAAUGUUUCCUCCUAGUAUACUAGACCUUAGACUAUUUCUGGAGUCUAAAUUAGAUGUAUGGAGAUUUUGACUCCCAGAUAUUGGAAAGUGGAUAUUUGACAGCUAUUAUAUGCAGUAGUCACAAAGGUCCUCUGUAGAAUUUUGUUAUGAUACAGUACUUCAAAUAUUGCAAUUCUGAGCUAUUAACUAGUCCAUCCUCUUGCUUUGGAACCGGAUUUUUAUUGAAGCUUUAUUCUCCAUAAUCUGUUCACUUGGGAAGCAGAAUAGAAAAAUGGAGGAGCAUAUUUUAGAUGAUUGCAUGUGUAAGACCAAAAAUCCUAUAGGUGUAGUAAACUGUACAGUGAAAUGUUCUUUAUAUGCUAUGCACAAAUUUGGAAGAUGCUAAAUAUGUUCAGGGUGAAUGUUUACAUUUUGUAGGAAAGUGCUGAAAUAAACAUUUGCAAUUGAAGUAAAUCUUGAGUGAACCAGGAGUAACUUUAAGAUGUCAGUUUUUAAUUCAUCUUUUUCAUGACCAGUAUCCUUAUACUUCUGGCAAGGAUUAAAUAAUGGACUAAUUUGAAAUGAAUACCUAAACUCUUGAUGCUAGCUCUGGGUCUGUACCAGAUUAGCUCAUACAUUUAUUGCGUUUCUAAUUGAAUUAUUGCAUCUUAAUCCUUCUUUGGUUUUCUGGUAUAAAACAGUCAGGCUAGGAGUACCACUUCUGCAAAUCAUAAUAGGUUCCCACUCAGCAGAGGCCAACCACAUACAAUAGGUAGCAGAAAUGGGACAGACAGAACAAAUUCUCCCUAAACUAAAUUUCUAGGAAGUCCUUUUAAUAAGGCUUAUUUCACCAGCAUUUUGGUUUUCUUGAGAAUGCUGUUUGGGGAAACAAGUUCAUUAGCAUGUAAGCACAGAUUGCAAUUUUUUGCGUACCAAAGGGGCUAAGCAUAAUGUACACACCACUUAAAAAGCACUAUUGCAGUUGCAAAGAAAUCUGAAGGGGAGGGCAUCUGCCAUUAUAAACCAUUGAAAGACCACCACCUCUCCCACCUGAUAUCUCCUAUUUCCUCAUAAACCUAGAUGACCUCAAACUUUCUCUUGAUUUUUAAACCAGUCUGCUAAGACUUGCAUAAUUCAGCAAAAACCAAAUGCAGAGCAGUGUUACUGCCCUAAUACAGAGGGAACACCUGUAAGUAAUUUGGGAUGACUAAAGAAGAGCUAGGGCCCAUUGCACAACUUAGCCCCUCCCGUGCAGUCUUCUCCCAAUUUCUAAUACCUUGAUAUUGCCAUAUGAGGCAGAACAAGCUUAUCCUAGCCACAAGCCAGUGGCAAGGUACUCUCCACCUUGGACUUGUGGUGUUUUUUAUAGCCAAACUUCUCAGUUCUUGGAACCAAUGAUCUUGUAUUUGAUGUGCUCUUGGAAAUAGCCUGUAUUGACAAUCCUGAAUCUUAAUCAAUCCAUGUUCUCCUUGUCCUCAUCUAACGCAGAAGCCAAAUUUCCUCAACAAAUAUUCUGGCUAAUUAGAGAAUGAAGGUUCAAGAUGACUUAUUUUGAGCAACAAAUAUGCUGGUUAAGUACAAGGAAUACUGGGUUCCAAAGCUGGAGUUGGAGGAUAUGCAUACUAAAAGACAGCAAAUGUAGAAACAACUCAAACACCUUUCCUGUGCCUUACACAAAACUGAAUUAUAGUUAGAAAAUAUUAACUAUAAUGUCUGGCAUGUCUAAACCAGGAAAGAACAUAGACAUUGCCAUAGAUGCAUCGCUGCUUUGAUGCUAUAUUGCAACUUCUUGUCUCAGGCAGUGGCCAAUAACAUAUGCUUCGCUGGAAGGCUUGGCAGUGUUUUGUUUUGUGGCAUAGCUGCUCCCUAGGUGAGGCUUCUUCCUAACUCCUGUUAGUUAGUGGUUGACCUGUGCCCUGAAGCAUAAAGCUUUGUACCUUGUCUAUUUUGUUAAUGAAGUUAUGGAUGUCCAUACCUAUAUAAAUAUCUCAUUCUUUUCUGGGAUCUUAUUAGGCUGUUUGGUCUCAAUGGUGUCCUGUGAUAACAAAUUCAGCUGGUUAACUACCCACUGAGAGGAAAUGUUUCCUUCAAUCCGUAGUAACUUUGCCUUUUACUUUCAGUACUGAAUUCUCCUUUAUUAGAAUCCAAUUUCCUCUUUGCUAUACUGCUAUUUGUAUAACUAUGACUUCCCUUUAUUCAUCUCUCCCCCAAAUAAUCCCACUCUUUUCUUCAGUUCUCUUCCCUCCCCACCCCCCCCUUUUACGUAGAAGUCUUUUUAUGUCUCGGCUCUUGUCUCUGGACUUUUUUUUUUUAAAUGUCUCAUCCCUUCUGAGAGAGGGUGAACCGAAAACAGACUCGGGUAAAGGCGCACUGUCUAAUUACAUAAUGGCACAACUCAGUAUUCUCUAUCCUGUUCUUUCUACAUGCUAACAUUGUUGC
Caretta caretta (loggerhead turtle) is the source of this 5344-nucleotide messenger RNA. RefSeq names its product mucolipin TRP cation channel 3 (gene MCOLN3). Gene Ontology annotation, molecular function: NAADP-sensitive calcium-release channel activity. Lineage: Eukaryota; Metazoa; Chordata; Testudines; Cheloniidae. The record is from RefSeq and is a predicted model, not a curated record. Gene Ontology annotation, cellular component: lysosomal membrane; plasma membrane.